CAUAGUAUCAGUAAGCCCAAGAUGGCGACUGGAGAGGUCAGGUGUGACAGCCGGUAGUAAGUGACAGGGAAAAGAACCAACGUAUCUUGACUUGGAGGUGAAAAGGGGAAAAGUUAAUCCGCAGCGAGAGGAAACUAACACCUAGCCUGGGUAGGGUGCUGGUGGAAAGUAGAUCCUCGGGGUGCCCUUGAAGGGGCGGCCGGCGAGGAAAGAGGAGACACGGAGGAGGACAAGGCGAACACAAGGCACAGAGGGGCGUCAGGUGCCAUGUUGUCUGUACUGUCAUACGGCAGGUUGGUGGCCAGGGCGGUGCUCGGUGGCCUUUCCCAGACAGAUUCUCGGGACUAUAGCCUGGUGACGGCCAGCUGUGGGUUCGGCAAGGAUGCCAGGAAGGGCAUCCUCAAGAAAGGCAUGUGCUACGGGGACGACGCGUGCUUCAUCGCUCGGCACCGGACAGCUGAUGUGCUUGGUGUGGCAGAUGGUGUAGGAGGAUGGAGAGAUUAUGGUGUUGACCCUUCUCAAUUCUCAGAGACUCUGAUGCGCACAUGUGAGAGAUUGGUCAAAGAAGGACGGUUUAUACCAACCAAUCCCGUUGGAAUACUAACUUCGAGUUACUGUGAGCUUCUCCAAAACAAAGUACCUUUAUUGGGGAGCAGCACUGCAUGUCUAGUUGUUCUUGAUAGAACGAGUCACCGCUUGCACACAGCUAAUUUAGGAGAUUCUGGAUUUCUAGUGGUACGGGCAGGGGAAGUUGUGCAUCGGUCAGAUGAGCAGCAACAUUACUUCAACACUCCAUUCCAGUUGUCGAUAGCGCCGCCAGAAGCUGAGGGAGUUGUUCUCAGUGAUAGUCCUGAUGCUGCGGAUAGUAGUUCGUUCGAUGUUCAGCUUGGAGACAUUAUUUUGACUGCAACUGAUGGACUGUUUGACAACAUGCCGGACUAUAUGAUUCUUCAGGAGUUAAAAAAGUUAAAGAAUACAAAUUAUGAAAGUAUACAGCAGACGGCACGCAGCAUUGCAGAGCAAGCUCAUGAUCUGGCCUAUGACCCCAACUACAUGUCGCCUUUUGCACAAUUUGCCUGUGACUAUGGUUUAAACGUGAGAGGAGGAAAACCAGACGAUAUCACUGUUCUUCUUUCCAUAGUAGCUGAAUAUACAGACUAACAUGCAGAAAGAAACAUCUAGUAUAAACUACUUAUUCUUCUUUUGCUACCCUUGGACUUCGACAUGUUGCACUGUUUCCUGCGGGCAGGAUCACAAUUUAUUUUUCAAGUUCUUUUUUUUGUUUGGAUUGGCCAGUUAUAAAAUGAUAAAAGAAGCAUAAUGCUGUGUGCAUACAUUACAACUGAGGUCACUGUAAAACCACUACUGUCUAAAGUAUCUGAUACAGAAACGAAAAGAUUUGCCAGCUAUUGAAAGAACUUGCCCCAAAUGCUGUUUUAUGAACCUGUUUUUCAGCAUUUGUUUCACAUUUAACCCAACCAGAUCUGUCAAUAGCAUGAUAUAUUUUCAGUUUAGUGCAGUAUUUUUCCAAACUUUUCAUUGUCCUGGGACAAAUAUUGUAAUACUGUGAAAAUCAUGCGAUUCCCUAGUUAUUUUCAUAUGCCCUUGAUACCCCAAUAAUUCCUUUAAUAUUGUAGGAAUAUAGUGAACUAAGAAGUGCUAUAAGCAAUAAUACACAAUGUCACUAAGAACUUUCAAUAUUUAAGAGUUUAUGGUGAAAAAAAGAUACUAUGCACAAUUUGGCAUUUUUUUGACCUGGUGACAUAAUUGUGUGUAAAACCAUCAGGUGAGGAUUGUGAUAACCAACAACUUGAUGUAUGUUUAUACUUACGUAACCUAAAAUGUUUCUAACGUUAUACACAUUGCUUUAGACUUAGGUAUUCCCUUCAACAAAAGAAACCAAAAAAGAAGUACAUUUGGUAUUAGAAGUUAAUUGGGACAUUUUUUCAAAUCUAAAUUAAACUUUUUAUGAUUUUACAUACACGUCCCUUUAACCAAAAUUGCUAGUGUAUAUAUUUGAUUUCAUUUCUGACUUUUCGCAUCUUACCAGUACCCCAUAUUUGGGUGCUAGUAAUUAUAUUUAGUUAUCUCUACUCAACAGUUGGCCAAAAAUGAAUAUUGGGUUGUUUAGUAAAAACCCCAUAUUCAUUUUUGGGCAAUAUGGGGUUCUUUUAGCGGUAAAUGUUAUUUCUGAAGAUACUAAAAGCCAUCUGUUUAUAUGUAAUACACACACACAAUUAUUAUUUUUUUGGGUAAUUUACUGACACAAAUAAGCACGCACAUAAUGUUUGAGUAAAUUUAGUCUCUGUAUACAUUGAAUAACAUCCAUCAUCGUGUUUUUUUGGGGGGCGGUUAUAUUUCUUAGCAACUGUUCUCUGUAUGUUACAUUUAAGAGAGUUCCACAGGUUGUCUGUAUUUUCAUUGUAUUUUACCUGUGUGUCUGUUACCUCAGUUUGUAUAUAUUUUUGUGAAAUUGUACUGUAUAUUUGAAUUGCAUAACUGUUGAGAGCUUUUUAUUUAAAUAUUUUCAACAUGUACUAUGUACAUGUCAUAACAGUAGUGCGUCAUGCUUGUAACAGGCAUUUCAUUCUCAGUGGUAAUGUGUAAGCAGUUAUAUAACGAGAGAGGUUGAGAAAUGUAUGUUUUCCUGUAUUAGCAUGUUCUAUAUGAGGUCAUAUUAAAUGGCUUCUUAAAUUGCCUUAACUCCCCUAAACUUGAUAGAGCAGAGUAAGCAGCCAAUGAAUGAGCUUGGUUCAAAACGUAGAGCAAUGACAGAUAAGUGACAAACUUGUAUUUCUUAUUUUGGUUUAUUCUAAUUUAAAUUAAUUUCCUUUGAGAUUUUUAAAUGAAAGAGAAAAAAAAAUGUUUUACUAACAUCACACUAUGUAAAACGAAAUCAUCAUUAUUUUGAUUGAAGUACAUAUUCAGGUUACAACUAGACUGUGUAGCUCUGACAGGAGUAAAACUUGCGCUUCAGUAAAUGUGUUUUCUUCUCCGUUAGAGACCUGCAAUAUGGUACGGACCUAUUUCCAAGCACUAGAAGCAAACUUUUACAGGGCUGGGCAUUUCCAGACUAAUAAAAAUUUGCAAAGGACUAGUCGGAAAUUGGUCUUUUUCUAGAGUUUAACUUGGAACUUAUUUAUUAACCCAUAAAUUGUUCAAAUCACUAAUUUGCUUAGCACAAAUGCCUUCAGAAACAAUAUUUUAGUCCACAAAAGUAGCACUAAUAUGUGUUCAUAUGGGAGUAUAUAAAUCACACAUGCAAUACAUUAUCCCACCUUCUGCAAAAGCAGCAACAUGAAGUCACCCAAAUUAUAACAAAUGUAUUAUUAGUGCAUUGCAAUUCAAAUGUUAAAAUCUGUGACAUUCAUGGCACUUUAUUUUGUAUUCAUGGUUAAAGCCUCAUAAUGCUGUGACGCUCUGUUUUGCUGCGUGUAGCGUGGAACAAUUGUUUAAGGCAUUGUGGAAUUCUGGAGCCAUAUGAUCAACACUUCCCGGUAAAAUACAUAUUUAUUUUUAAAUGAAAAUGUUAAUUCUUAUGUGAAUAAUUGUGUAAACUAAAUUGUGUGAGUUUGACUUACAUCUGCAUUGCUUGAUUAUGCAAUUAGAUUUAAAAUUCCACUAUGCUUCUUAAUAUUUUUACCUCAGCUAAGAGAUUCCGAGAUUGGUUUUACAAGUUUUAGCUAAUUUUUUUUUCUUUUAGGCAACACCAAAGAUUAGUAAAAGGAAAUACUUUCCAUCUCUAUUUAUGAAGCAAUACUGUAUUAUAAAUGAAUAUUGCAUCAUUGUUUGUGUAAUUUCACUCUGCACUUACAUAUCAGCCUAACAUUUUCCUCUAAUGCUGUCUGCGCACAAGCUCUAUAAUUAAAACCAAUGCACUUUGUAAGAGUAAAAAAGAUAAUUAUGUGGUCAAGCUGUCGUGUUAUGAGACACAAAGCAAGAUUUAAUUGGUUGGAGUUGUAUUAAGUGAAUGUUGAGGUAUUUUUUUUUUUUAUACGUAAAUGAGAACGGAGAUACUCGGCUAAUAAAACAUUUAAUGAAUAUGUCACUACAAUGUAUAAAAGGUAGAAUUAGAAGUGUAUGUCAUGCUGAAGGUCUUCAGAUUGAAAAUGGUAAUGUGAUAAAAGUUAAGAUUACUGUGUGAAUGUAUUUUUUUUUUCUUUCUAUUUUUUAAGUUGCACCAGUUUUCCAUUAUGAGGUGCAUCAGUUUGUUAUAUUCUAGAUUUAUGUCAAAUUUAACAAUGCCGGUGAAAAUUUAGCAAAGUAAAUGUAUUUUUGUGACUCUAGGAAUAAAUGAAUCAAGUAUUUAAAUACUUUAGUUUUUUUUUUUUUUUAAACUACCAUUUCUCAUUUCUAAGACAAAUGUCAACAUUUGAUGUAUGAAAUUACACUGAAAUAUAGGAAAAACCUGUAAAUACAUUUAAGUAAACUGUAAGAAAUUAUUUAAUAAAUAUAGUAUUUAUACUAAAAAAAA
Molecule: messenger RNA, 4474 nt
Organism: Bombina bombina (fire-bellied toad)
Lineage: Eukaryota; Metazoa; Chordata; Amphibia; Anura; Bombinatoridae
Gene: PPTC7
Product: protein phosphatase targeting COQ7
Exons: 6
Coding region: 268-1161 (297 amino acids)
Source: RefSeq, a predicted model, not a curated record